Molecule: messenger RNA, 666 nt
Organism: Meyerozyma guilliermondii ATCC 6260
Lineage: Eukaryota; Fungi; Ascomycota; Pichiomycetes; Serinales; Debaryomycetaceae
Exons: 1
Coding region: 1-666 (221 amino acids)
Source: RefSeq, a predicted model, not a curated record
AUGACGGGAAAAGUAAUUGUGUUUGGUGCCCAUGGAAAAGUUGGUCAGAACUUGAUCAAAUUGUUGGGAAAGCCACUGUCAAAGUAUGCUACUACCGCAAUUGUAAGAAACAACGAACAGGCUCAGACCGUGAAAAGUCUUAGUAAUGGACCUGAAAUUUCUACACAGCAAUUGACCCUUGACAAUACUACGGUCAAGGAAUUGGCUGGAAUUAUAAAAGGACAUAGUGCUGUGGUGUUGACGGUUGGAUCUGCUGGAAAAAACUUGCUUCAGGUUGAUCUUGAUGGAGUAGUCAAGACAUUCGAGGCGCUGGUUCAAGCUCAAGUGAGAAGACUUGUGCUUAUUAGUGCAAUUCAUGUUGAGGACAGAGACAAAGUCGACAGUAGUCCAAUUCGCAACUACUGUAUUGCCAAGCAUUAUGCUGACAGAAUUUUGCAAUUAGAGUUUUCUGACAAGUUGGAUUUCACAAUCUUGAAACCAGGCUUAUUGGCUGAUGAUCCAGCAACUGGAAAAGUCAAGAUUGUCACCAACAAAGACGACUCGGGCUCAGUUACUCGUGCUGACGUUGCUCAGGCCAUAGUUACAGUGCUUGAAGACAGCAAAACUUAUGGCAAGUCCUACAAUUUCGUCAAUGGAGACACACCAAUUGAGUCUGCCUUCGACUAG